AACGCCAAGAAGUUGUUUGCUUUGCUAGUUUCCUAAAAAGUUUUUACAUUUGUAUAUUGUAUUUAAAAAUAAAAAAAUAUAACAAAUUUCGUAUCCAAGUUCCUAAUAUUGUUUAUCUUAUUUUUAUAUUAUUUUACAAUUGGAUGAUUUUUAUCGACAAAAAUGGUGAUUGGAUUACAGCCUUUAGAAUUUUCUGACUGUAUUACAGACAGCCCACAUUUCCGUCAAAAACUUCAUGAUCAUGAAAAAGAAUUGCAAAAAACUAAUCAACAAAUCAAGCGAUUAAUAAAGGAACUAAAAGAUUUGCUAAAUGCUGCUAAAAAUCUGUCUCGAGCCCAGCGCAUGGUGUCCAGUUCAUUGCAGCAAUUCGAUUUCGAAUGCAUCGGUACAACGCAGACGGAUGACGAGUUGGUGAUAACUCGAUCGUUAGCCGAAUUCGGUCGCCUCAUCUCAUCCAUUGAAGAUGAAAGAGACAGAAUGUUAGCCAGAGCUUACGACCAGUUCAUAAUCCCUUUGGAAAACUUCAGAAAAGAACACAUUGGUGGCGUUAAGGAAGGAAAAAAGAAAUUUGAAAAACAGACUACUAAAUUUUGUCAGAGCCAAGAACGUUAUUUAAAUCUGUCAACUAAAAAACAAGAUUCAGUACUUCAAGAAGCUGAUGCAACUUUGGAAAUGGAACAACGGCAUUUUUGUCAAGCUAGUCUUGAGUAUGUGUUUUUACUACAAGAAGUUCAAGAAAGAAAAAAAUUUGAGUUUGUUGAAACUAUGUUAGGUUUUAUGUUCAGUUGGUUGACAUUUUACCAUCAAGGACAUGAAGUUAAUGAAGACUUCAAACCUUAUAUGCGUGAAUUACAAUUUAGAAUACAAAAAACUAGAGACAAUUUUAACGAGACUCGUGACAAAACAGAAUCUUUAAUGAGAAAAAUGCUGGAAAUGAGACAGUCGAAAUCUUUGGAAACUAACAUCAAUAAUCAGAAAGUUACAAGAGAAGGAUAUCUAUUUCUUCUAGAAAGAAAACUUCCAGGAUUUAAAAAUACUGGACAAGCAACCAAAUGGUUACAAAAUAAAUCAUUAGGAGAUGCACUUAGUACAACUACAUGGACUAAACACUAUUGUAUAUAUAGAAGAGAGACUAAAGAAUUUGAAAUGAUUACUUUUAAUCAAAUGAUUGGAAAAUUUAAUACUUCCGAAAAAAUGAUAAUUUCAUCAUGUAUUCGUCGAAUGUCUGAUUCGAUUGACAAACGAUUUUGUUUCGAUCUCACUAGUGAUGAUAGGCCUGGAGUUAUAUAUACUUUUCAAGCAUUAUCUGAAGAAGAUCGUAAACUUUGGAUGGAUGUUAUGGAUGGCAAAGAACCAGAGUAUGGUGUACCAUCUGCACCAACAUUAAAUAAUGAUAAUAAUAUAUUUCUGGAUGAUGCUGGUUUCAAUUUUGUGACUAAAUGUAUUCAAACAGUUGAAUCGCGAGGUUUAGAUGAACAAGGGUUGUACCGAGUUGGAGGUGUAAGUUCUAAAAUAACUAAACUCUUAGCGAUGGGUUUGGAUCGUCGAAAAACAACUAAUGGGCUAAACUCGCUAAGCUUUCUUGACGACUGUAUUGAAUGGGAGACUAAAACAAUUACUAGUGCUUUAAAGUUAUAUUUAAGAAACUUGCCUGAACCGUUAAUGACAUUUAAGUAUCAUAAUGCUUUUAUAUCAGCUGCCAAACAAGAAAUAAGAUUGAGGCGUAUAAAUGACGUACACAUUCUUCUACACAAAAUUCCUAAACAAAAUUUCAAUAUGUUGGAACUGUUAGUCAAACACUUAUGCAAUGUUGUGACUCAUAGUGAACAGAAUCUCAUGACAGUUAGCAAUAUAGCCGUAUGUUUUGGCCCAACACUUAUGAGACCUGAACGUGAAACAGUUGCGGCUAUAAUGGAUAUUAAAUUUUGUAAUGUAGUGGUUGAAAUAUUAAUUGAGAACUAUACAAAAGUUUUCAAAACUGAGCCUGACCUAGAAGUAGAAUAUGAACCCACUCCAGGACCGCAACAGCCUACUACCUCAUCACAAAAAAUGAAAUAUUCGCCCGUUACUCCAGCUGUAACCCAUGCAAUUAUAAAGUCAUACUAUGAUGGACCAAUGCUAAGUACUAGUUUGCAUAAUGUAGGUGCAAUACCUCCUAAUAUUCCGUCACAUUCAAUACCCAUUGCAAAUUCAAACAGGUUGAGUCUCACAUCGUCUACUUCAAGUGCACUAUCAGAAUCGAAUCUCCAUAAUUUGAACGCAUACAGUAAACCUUCGACGCAUGCAGCAAGUCCCAAUAAAAGUUAUUACUAUUCUGUGGACUCCUCACAGAAUGCUACUAACACUAGUUCUAGUAGUUCAAACGAAUCUGUUUGUUCGGUAUUUUCGUUAGAAAAUCCACAAAUGCAACCGUCUAGGGCACCACAGAAAACCAAAAGAAGUAUUAAAAUGGGUGUACAUUAUGCAACAAGUUACAGGCCUCAAGAUACUGUAAGAGUUCGUACUUUGUAUGCAUGUCUCGGAGAAAAUGAUGGCGAACUGUCAUUUGAGCCAAACCAAAUAAUUACAAACGUGCGAUCUUCGUGUGAACCUGGCUGGUUGGAGGGCACGCUGAACGGCAAGACUGGCCUGGUACCAGAAAACUACGUUGAACUAUUACCAUGAUAGUUUUGACUAGAUAAAAACUUUAUCCUACUUACUAGGACAAGUGCAUUUUGUUUUUAAUUUAUAUUUGUUAUUGCUUUUUGUUAUGUAAUUGGGCCUAAAGAUCAUUUGUUAAUGCGCACAUAUAAAAAAAAGCAGAGUUACCAAAGAACAUACAUGCAUACUUGUUUCCGUAAACCAGUAUGCUAACUUCAAUACAUUCACAU
This is a messenger RNA of Rhopalosiphum maidis (corn leaf aphid), 2870 nucleotides long. It is a transcript of the gene Graf, whose product is annotated as rho GTPase-activating protein 26. The transcript has 22 exons. The record is from RefSeq and is a predicted model, not a curated record. Gene Ontology annotation, cellular component: cytoplasm. Bases 163 to 2664 code for a protein of 833 amino acids. NCBI's taxonomy places the organism in Eukaryota, Metazoa, Arthropoda, Insecta, Hemiptera, Aphididae. Gene Ontology annotation, biological process: signal transduction. Gene Ontology annotation, molecular function: protein binding; GTPase activator activity.